This is a messenger RNA of Arachis duranensis, 2111 nucleotides long. RefSeq lists its product as uncharacterized. Lineage: Eukaryota; Viridiplantae; Streptophyta; Magnoliopsida; Fabales; Fabaceae. The transcript has 2 exons. The record is from RefSeq and is a predicted model, not a curated record. The coding region runs from base 148 to 1788 and encodes 546 amino acids.
UCACCUCUGUUACCACACACACACACCCCACUUCCCUCUUCUUUCUCUUCUUUCUCUUCUCUCCUAACCCCCAUUAUUUACUUUCUCUGACACAUCCAUCUUCUUCUUCAGCUACUACCAUUUUCUCUUUCUCUCACACUAGUCCUCAUGAAAGAAGUAACAGUGGAAGCAGAAGGUCACCAUGGAGGAGCAGCACAAGGUGGAGGAGGAAGGAGUGGUAGCACUACAAGCGGGUCUUCAAGGCCAGACCUUCAGAACAGUGCAAUGAAGAUUCUGAGAGCAAGAGACGGUUACAACAACUCCAACAACACCAACAACAAUAACGGAAGUAGUUAUGAGGAAGUUGGAGAGAAGCCAUCAAGAUUUGAAGUGUUUGGAUGGUAUCUUUAUGAGUUCUGUUUCUACUUUGUUCAAACCGUUGUCGUUCCAAUUCUCUUCCCACUCAUAAUAAGCCAGCUACAACACUUGCCAACUAACUCACUCCAACAAUGGAACAAGAACCACCAAGACCUACACUGCUCCCAAAAGGAACUUCACUUGUACAUCAAGCUCACAAGUAAAACAAUUGGUGGAUCGAGUUACUCUGCUUUGGAAUGGACAUCAAUUGGUUGGGCUACAGGUUUGGCAUUGGCUGUUCCAAUCCUAGGAUUCCUGUCCUUCCACCUUGACGGACACUUCCCAAAGCUCAUCACGGCGGCUGCGACCGGCCUCGGCGUCUUCUUCUGCCUGCCGGCCGGAUUCUUCAAAUCCACAGCCAUCUUCAUUCCGUACAUUAUUGGCAUUGUUGCGGCCAGCACGGUGGCUAGUGCGGCGCACACGCAGCACCUAGGACUAAUGAUUCGCGCCUUCACCGGACCAUCCUUGAAGAGAAGCCAAUUCUCAAUAAGGCAAGGUGUGUCUAGCUGGCUGAACCUAUAUGGCACGGCGGCCGGCUGCUUAGGCGCAGCCUUGAUUUCGGCCUUCAUAUACCAUAUGAUCGGCGAACUGAAGAUCACGGAGCGGGAUAUAAUGAGCCUGUGGGUUGUUUCAAUCUUCAGUGGACUAAUUUGGCUUGUUGGGAUCUUACACAUCUUCACAGCCUUAGACAGGACAAGUGAUUCCAUCUCAUUCUCGUCGAAAUUCCACCCGUUUUCGAUCUUCAAAUACCCUCACGCGAUCGGAGGCCUAGCCGGGGUUUUCCUCUCAUCAUUCACCACAAUGUCGAUUUUCACCGGGGGAGUGCUGUUCAUAGUUGGAGAGCUAUGCAUCAAGCCACUUCACUUGCUCUUGUUCUGGCUAACAUAUUUCCUUUUCCCUCUUGUGUCUCUACCACUGCUCCAACCAAUGCAGCAUCUAAUUAAGAUGAAUUCGGUUAAAUUGCAAAUUGUGGGAUUCUUGUUGUCCCUUUUCGCCUCCGGCUUCGGAUUCUACUUUGGCCAUAGUCACUGGAAAUGGGGCCAUUUGGUGGUAUUCGGCGCCAUCCAGAGCACGGCCGCAGGGAUCUUGCAUGCCUUUGGGAGGGUAUUGGUUUUGGAUUGUGCUCCAUCAGGUAAAGAGGGUGCAUUUUCAAUCUGGUAUGCAUGGAUGAGAGCUGCCGGAUUAUGUGUCGGAUUCACAGUCGGCUCGGUCGCGCCUGGACACAUUAGAACCUCCUUUGGGGCUGCAUUUUGCACGGCCAUUGUUGCCAUUGUUGUGCUGCUUUUUGGAAACAUUAGUGACAUUGGUGGCGCUGCUGCGGCCGGUCAUGUCAAAGACGACCUUGACAGAGGCUCCCCGGUCCCUGACACUAAAGAAUCGUCGCGCGUCUGACGGAGGAGGAGGAUGAGGAGGAGUUAGCAUUGGACUAAAUAACCUGGGACUGAAUGGAUGGAUGGAUCAUGGUUUUACAUCUUCAGUGUUUUAACCUUAUAAUAUUCUUUGCAAAAUAUGAUGAUGAUGAUGAUGUUUGGUGCAUGCAAGAGUUAAAGAGAUUUCAUUGUAUGAUUAUUGAUUUUGGGAUAUGUAUUUUUAGUAGUUAGUGUUUGUUUGGCAUGCAUCUGUUUUUGUUUUGUGUUUUGAGUUGAGGAUUUCAGCUUCUGGCCUUGUGUAACUGUGUUAUAGUGUUUGGUCAUAUUUUCUCUCUUUUCACUUCA